Molecule: messenger RNA, 1944 nt
Organism: Manis javanica (Malayan pangolin)
Lineage: Eukaryota; Metazoa; Chordata; Mammalia; Pholidota; Manidae
Source: RefSeq, a predicted model, not a curated record
CUGGCUCGCGGAAGGAGGAGCGCGGCGAGCGCGCACGCCCAGAACAGCCCGAGCCCCGAUUGCAGGCGACGCCCCAGAGCGGAAGAGGGAAGUGAGGGCCCCGGGCUGCGGGCUCCUGCCGGGCUGGGCUGUACUGAGGAAGAGGCGCACCCAGAGGAGGCCUUCGCUGCCGGUCCGGAUCCGGGAUGUCGAAGAACACGGUGUCGUCGGCCCGGUUCCGGAAGGUGGACGUGGAUGAGUACGACGAGAACAAGUUCGUGGACGAGGAGGACACGGGCGAUGGGCAGGCCGGGCCCGAUGAGGGCGAGGUGGACUCCUGCCUGCGGCAAGGAAACAUGACAGCUGCCCUACAGGCAGCUCUGAAAAACCCCCCUAUCAACACCAAGAGUCAGGCGGUGAAGGACCGAGCAGGCAGCAUUGUCUUGAAGGUGCUCAUCUCUUUUAAAGCUAAUGACAUUGAAAAGGCAGUUCAAUCCCUGGACAAGAAUGGUGUGGAUCUCCUCAUGAAGUAUAUUUAUAAAGGCUUUGAGAGCCCCUCUGACAAUAGCAGUGCUGUGUUAUUGCAGUGGCAUGAAAAGGCACUUGCUGCUGGAGGAGUGGGGUCCAUUGUUAGAGUCUUGACUGCAAGGAAAACCGUGUAGCCCAGCAGGAACUGGAUACCUCCUGUGGGUGUAGGAGUUGCUGGUACAAAGACCAAAACAACCAAAUGCUCCCGCUGCCCUUUGGGUAGCAUCCAUUUCUCUCAGCUUUGCCUUCUCGCUUCCUUUUUCGUAACUAAAGAAAAUUGCAUAUCAGUUUUCCUGUAAUGAAAAUUGGGAUAAUGUAGAGGACAUGUUUCAGGAGGAGCGUUUUCAUGCUUUCAAAAACUAUAUCAGUCACGUGUAUACCAAUCUGUAUAUAGUAUAAUUUACGUUCAAAUGUAAUUGUGCAAUUUUUAACCCCUAUUGGCCAUUGUUUGUUUUAUUUUUUCAGGUGUUUUGUUUUUUGUUUCAAGUUUUUGUUGUUUCAUUUUUGACUAACCGUGAGAGAUUUGAGGCCAGUUUCCUAACUUUGCUAGCCAGGAAGUGAUCUUUAUAAAAAAUAUGUAUGAGAGACUGGCAGCUAUUAACAUUGCAAAACUGGACCAACUUCCCUUAUUUAAGUAAAAUAUGUUUCUGGAACAAGUGGUGAGUGAACACCACUACCACAUUCCAGCUUUGUUUCUGCUUGCCUCCAGAUGAUGUGCAUUUAAGUAUGCUUCUUUUAUUCAGCAUCCAGUAAUCAUGGCCUCUUGAUUUCUAUGUGGUCACCCAGGGUCCAGAGCAAGGAGUCUUGCUCUACACAAGUGUAUCUACAAAAUUACCAGAGCCUGUUUGGUAUUAGCAUAAAACUCUUGUUCCAAUAAUAUGGCCCCAUUUGGGGAAACUACUCCAAAUCAGAAAAGAUGUAGAAAUGAUGAUGUUGUUCAAACUCUGGGCAGCCUCUUAAUGAAAUGCUAUUUUCUUGAGAAAUACGGCCACUGCCUUAGCCAUUAUGAGGUGUGUAACUAGUAUUGAAUAUGCCCUAUAAAUGUCUCCAGUGUUCUUCAGGGUAAUUGGGAUCUCAAAAGAUUUGGUUCAGAUCCAAACACAUUACAUGUCCUGUAUUUUAGCUCAGUGUUUUUUUAAAAAAAGAAAAUGCCACACAGCAUAAAGUGUUUACUUCGUUGGACAAACCAAAUCGGUUCUCAAAAAUCGAGCGGUGCUUAUAAAAAGUAGCUAUUCAUUAGCUCCAAAACAAACCACCUGAAUGCAUAUGACCAAGAGGGAAACCAGCCUGCUUAGUAUUUGCAUUGGACACCAGUUUCAUAUCACUGACUUAUGUGAACACUGGUGCAAAAAUUCUAUAAACUCUGCUGUUUUUGAUACCUGCUUUUUGUUUUGUAAAAACAAUGUUCAGAAAAUAAAAUGUCAGUGUUGAAUAAUU